AUGAUGUCUAAUAAUGUAAAUGAAAGAGAUAUACCUGCUGAAGAUUCACAUGGAAACCUUCUUGAAGCACCUUAUUCAAUUAUAUGGCGUAUUUUACAUGGUAUAUCUUACUUAAUAGGUGGUCUUACUUUUAUUUGCGGAUCUUGUAUGUAUUUUACUAAAGUUAUUGCAGAAUAUGAUCAAGCAUUAAAUGCUGGUGCAUGGUUCUACAUAGUUGGUUCAGCUGCCUUUCUAAUUGCUGAUUUACAAGAUUGGUUUUACUAUCGAAUUGGUCUUUUCAUAAUUUCAAAACGUCAAAAAGAAAACAAUACUGUUUCAAAUACUAACCAUGUUGAUAAAGAGUCAAAAACAUGUUCUGAUCGAUAUAGACGAGUUCAAAUUGAUUUAAAUUAUUUAGCAUCCAUAUUGGGUUCAAUUUUAUAUUUAGCAGGAUCAGUAUUAUUUUUACCAAAGUAUUCAGAUGACAUAAUUGCUGGUGAUGUACUUUUUAUAACCGGUUCGGCUGCAAUUUAUCUAUCUGAAGCAUGGAAAAUCUAUCGAUUAGCCUGUACGAGUGCUGUUGAUCCAAAUGAUACUCAUUUUCAUUUUCAAAAUAUUCGACACAAUCUUCAAGCAAUUUUUAUUUCAUUUUUUGCUGGACUCGGUGGUGUAUUUUAUUUUGUUGGUACAAUUCUAUUUUUGCCACAAUAUACUUCAACUGAUUUUAGUGAAAAUAGAGCAGCUGCACUAUUUUUGUGUGGUGGAAUAUUUUUUAGUCUUGCUGGUUUAUUAUUACAAUAUCGUUAUUUUUGUCGCUGUAAUCGAAAAUAA
This is a messenger RNA of Adineta steineri, 810 nucleotides long. The record is from the annotation of a GenBank genome assembly. NCBI's taxonomy places the organism in Eukaryota, Metazoa, Rotifera, Eurotatoria, Adinetida, Adinetidae.